This is a messenger RNA of Haliotis rufescens (red abalone), 1157 nucleotides long. RefSeq names its product V-type proton ATPase subunit e 1-like. Bases 51 to 302 code for a protein of 83 amino acids. Gene Ontology annotation, cellular component: proton-transporting V-type ATPase, V0 domain. Gene Ontology annotation, biological process: proton transmembrane transport. The transcript is spliced from 4 exons. The record is from RefSeq and is a predicted model, not a curated record. Gene Ontology annotation, molecular function: proton-transporting ATPase activity, rotational mechanism. Lineage: Eukaryota; Metazoa; Mollusca; Gastropoda; Lepetellida; Haliotidae.
GAGCUCUAGUCAUGUGAUGCUUACUUCCGGGUCAUAAUUGCGAGGACAAGAUGGACACUCCGGUAGUUGUUGGGAUUGUGACGGCUGUAUGGGCUUUUAUAGGCAUUGUUUUGCCCAUUCUAGUCCAAUUCUUGAUGUGGAGAUCUCCAAACAAGGGAAUUCUUCAGAUUAUGUUGGUGCUGAGCGCAGUGUGCUGUUAUGUGUUCUGGCUUACAGCUUACAUCUGCCAACUGAACCCGUUGUUUGGACCCCAGCUGAAGGGCGACCUCCUCCGGGUCAUACAGCAGGAGUGGAAACCAUGAUAACCGACUGAAGCUAACAAUGAACAAACUGGCUGUGCAACUGUAUAUAGACAUCUGUAGCUGUAAACCAUGCCGGAGCGAAGUUGCAAUGGCAACAACUGUCAUCAUCUGUAGUGGUCAAGGAUCUGUUAUGGAUGUAGCAGAGCAGUCCAAGUAUCUGGGAUGACUCUUCAACAUUCCAAAGACCACGGUCAUGUACUAUGACUCAUGAUUGCUGUCAAUGUGUACACAUAUUUAUGCUCAUUGUUACAUAAAAAAUGGAUGAAUUGCUUAAUUUUGGAACAAAUAAAUGAACAAUUUGUCACCUCCCUAAUAAAUAUUUCUACUUCAGAAAGUUAAGGAAGCAUUACAUGCAAAUGCCUACUUUUAGCUGCUAAUGUAACUAUUCAUACCUCAUUUGGAAAUUGAUGCACUUUUAUUACAGGGUCUGUCACACUCUUUGUCUAUACCGGUAAACUAGAUGUCAGCAUGGAUAAGGGAAUAUUUGAGAACCAUGAGCUAUAUUACUUGAUCUAGUCAAACCAAAAGAUCCAUUUGGUACUGUUUUACUAUUUUUUAUUCAGUUAUCAGAAGAUAGUAAUAAUGGCAGAACUGAUUUACAUGCCAGGUGUUAUGGUGUCCCAGUCUAUGUAGAUGAUGAUUUUAUCGUGGAAGAUCACCUGCUUCAGUUUGUAGAUGUGCAUUUCCCUCUUUCAGUUGUACAUAUUUCUAUGGAAUCAUUAGCAUGGAGCACCAUCAAUUCAUUGCCACACCCACCUGGGGAUAAAGAAGGUAGUGACAUGAGGAAAUAUAUUUGGUCAUUAUGUCAAUCAUUAUAUCUGUUAUGUACAUGGGAAAUAAAUGGUUCAAUUCCGA